This is a messenger RNA of Ornithodoros turicata, 384 nucleotides long. RefSeq lists its product as uncharacterized. NCBI's taxonomy places the organism in Eukaryota, Metazoa, Arthropoda, Arachnida, Ixodida, Argasidae. Bases 1 to 384 code for a protein of 127 amino acids. The record is from RefSeq and is a predicted model, not a curated record. The transcript is spliced from 2 exons.
AUGCAUCUCUUGCUUCCCGUGACUCUCGGCUGCCUGGUGUCCUGUGCUAUGGCCGGUAGCCUUGGUGGCUUCGGCGGUGGUGGAUACGGCGGCGGAGGCUUCGGCGGUGGAGGCUUCGGCGGCGGUCAUGGCGGCGGCGGUUAUGGCGGCGGCGGCUAUGGUGGCGGCGGCGGCUAUGGCGGCGGAGGCUUCGGCGGCGGAGGCUUCGGCGGCGGUGGCAUCAGCAAGAUCAUCAUCGUCAAGAGCGGCGGCGGCGGAGGUUACGGCGGUGGAGGCUACGGCGGUGGAGGUUAUGGCGGUGGCGGCUUCGGCGGUGGAGGCUUCGGCGGUGGAGGCUUCGGUGGAAAGGGAGGAUAUGGCGGUGGCGGAGGAGGAUGGUGGUAA